AUAAGUCUUAAGUCACAAAUUCACUGGUAAAUUGAUAAUUGAUGGAGUAGUUGUUUUGUUUGAAAUUUCUUGAAUUCUUGAACAUUUUUCUAAAUCAUGGCUUUAAGAACCUACGGAGAUAAACCAAUAAGUUUUCAGCUCGAAGAAAAUGGAGACUACUAUUGUGUUGGUUCCGAGGUGGGAAACUAUCUACGCCUCUUUCGAGGUUCUCUCUAUAAGAAAUAUCCUGGAAUGUUCAGGAGAUCAAUUACAAAUGAAGAACGGAAAAGGUUAAUUGAACUUGGUCUAAGUCAACAUGUUCUAGCUAGUAGCGUAUCACUACUGAGAGCAGCUGAAGUAGAUGAUAUCAUCGAAGGGAAUGACGAAAAAUAUAAAGCCGUAUCUGUCCAUACUUCAGAACCACCAAUGCCUAGAGAAAGUAAAUCGAAGAAAAAUUUGCAAUGGGUGCCAUCUUUGCCAAAUUCCAGUCAUUUAGAUGCAGUUCCUCAAGCUACUCCUAUUAAUAGGAACAGAGUAGCAUCAAAAAAGGUGAGGACAUUCCCAUUAUGUUUUGAUGACACAGAUCCACAAGUAAACAUUGAAAAUUCUUGUCAGCAAGAAAUACUUGUUCCUAUUAGACUUGAUAUGGAAAUUGAAGGACAAAAACUCAGAGAUACUUUUACAUGGAAUAAAAAUGAGAGUUUGAUUUCUCCCGAACAAUUUGCGGAAGUCCUUUGUGAUGAUCUCGAUUUAAACCCAUUGACGUUUGUGCCUGCCAUAGCUCAAGCAAUCAGACAGCAGCUGGAAGCUUUUCCAAACGAACCGCCAAGUAUACUGGAAGAGAAUUGUGACCAGAGAGUAAUUAUCAAGCUGAACAUACAUGUAGGAAAUACUUCAUUAGUUGAUCAGGUGGAAUGGGAUAUGAGUGAAAAACAAAAUAACGCCGAAGAGUUCGCUCUCAAAUUAUGUUCCGAGCUGGGUCUAGGAGGGGAAUUCGUAACAGCCAUAGCAUACUCUAUCCGUGGUCAACUCUCGUGGCAUCAGAGGACUUACGCUUUCAGUGAAGCUCCGCUUCCGACAGUUGAAGUUCCGUUCAGAACUCCCAGCGAGUCAGAUCAAUGGGCGCCGUUUUUGGAAACUUUAACAGAUGCCGAAAUGGAGAAAAAGAUAAGAGAUCAAGACAGGAAUACCCGAAGGAUCCGGAGAUUGGCGAAUACAACGCCGGCCGUCAACCGAUGACUCCAGAAAGAAGCCCGCGACAUUUCCAAAAAUCAGUUUUCUACACUCGUUUAAGUCAUAAUAUGGAAUAUAAUUAUAUAAAAAGACUUUGAAGACACAGGCAGGUGUCUGGUAUGCAGCGCCAGAGGGAAAAUAUUGUUUUGAGUGUCCUUCAGUAAUUCGAAAGAAGUUAACAAGAUUAAUUUGAGAAAAAACUGUAGCGUGUCUAAUUUAAUUUUAAGUAGAAGAGCGUAGAACAAUAUUUAAAAAUGUGUAAAUCUAUGGUUAGAUAUAAUAUUUUGAAAUUGGAAAUGUAGCGUAGAUAGGAUAGGAUUUUUAAACAGUCUUUUUUAUUUUGUACAAGUGAAUUACCUUACUCAGUAAAUAUUUGGAAAUAAAUGUAUUGUAAAGGUAAA
Messenger RNA from Diabrotica virgifera virgifera (western corn rootworm), 1613 nucleotides. It is a transcript of the gene Snr1, whose product is annotated as SWI/SNF-related matrix-associated actin-dependent regulator of chromatin subfamily B member 1-A. Gene Ontology annotation, cellular component: nucleus; nuclear chromosome. The record is from RefSeq and is a predicted model, not a curated record. Lineage: Eukaryota; Metazoa; Arthropoda; Insecta; Coleoptera; Chrysomelidae. The coding region runs from base 97 to 1218 and encodes 373 amino acids. The transcript is spliced from 7 exons. Gene Ontology annotation, molecular function: transcription coregulator activity. Gene Ontology annotation, biological process: chromatin remodeling; regulation of transcription by RNA polymerase II.